This is a messenger RNA of Saccoglossus kowalevskii, 3114 nucleotides long. RefSeq names its product kinesin-like protein KIF25. The record is from RefSeq and is a predicted model, not a curated record. Gene Ontology annotation, molecular function: microtubule binding; microtubule motor activity; ATP binding. Gene Ontology annotation, biological process: microtubule-based movement. Gene Ontology annotation, cellular component: microtubule cytoskeleton. Lineage: Eukaryota; Metazoa; Hemichordata; Enteropneusta; Harrimaniidae.
AUGGCGUCAUUUUACACAGAAGGAAACCAUGUAAAUUUCAGUGUGAACUUCACAUUUAUGACUGACAAUAAGACUGAUGCCGAAUAUAGCGAAAUGUUACCAGUAUCUCUAGUAAUCUUACAAGUCAUCAUCGUCUCAUUCUUCUGUGGAAUUGGAGUAUUUGGAAAUGCACUAACUUUCCUGGCUGUGGUUAAGUUCCCACAUAUGCGGAACUCUACCAAUAUGUUCAUUGCAAAUCUAGCAUUUGCUGGUCUCUUAGUCUGUGCUAUUGUCCAGCCAAUGUUUUUAGUUAGUAUUAUACACAAAGAAUGGCCAUGGGGGGAAGGCUUGUGCAUACUGGUUGCCAUGGUUACAAUCAUAUUCUUUGAAGUGUGUUUGCUCACACAUCUCUGCAUUGCUGUGAAUCGUUAUAUUAUUGUCAGCAAAAAACGCAGUUUGACGCAACGAAUUUUCAAAGUUCGGAACACUAUUUUGAUUUGUAUUGGAGUGUGGAUGUUUGCUUUACUACUUGCUCUGCCCCCGUUAUUUGGAUGGGGUGCAUAUGAUUUCAACAGGAAAACGUUUUUGUGUUUAACUCGGCAACCAGACAGUCUGAGUUAUUCUUGGUUUCUCUGCAUUAUAUGUGCUCUUGUACCUGCUGUCAUAAUUAUAAUUUGCUACAUUCAGAUAUACCUGCAUGUCAGAGCCAGUGGAAGGAGACUUAAACACCAGGGAUCGGUGGGAAAACUUGCAUUGCAAAUGACACCAAGGGCCACUCAUGGUGAAAUACCAAUUGGAAAACUGGAACAAGAAUCAAGCGAAACUGUGUUUGUAGAAAACCCAGCAUGUGUGAAAUCUGCCACGUGCAAACAGGAAAAUGUUGGAAAUUAUUUCCAUAAGGGUAGAACACUAAGAGGAAGUAGUGUUAGUUUCCAGGAUGAAGUAGUAGGAAAUAACAUUUCUCGACAAAACUCAAAGUACGGAAAUCAUUAUCAAAAUCAGAUGAUAGAAUCUGAGGAGUUAAACCAGUGUAGCGGUAAUUUGUCAUCUCCGGAGAAAUCUUCGUCUGUUAUUGAUAUUGUAAUAACUGAUCCAAAUGGUGAUGAUGUUUCAGAAAACCAAGUUGAAUCUGAAGUCAUUCUGUUUUUAGGAAUGAAAAAUAAAUCAGGAAGUAUAGAAACACUUGAAGAUGUCCAAUCUGUGAGUUCAAUUAUUGCUGACAGUACACCAUCUAAGGAAAGUCAAUGUAAUCUGUCAGCAUUGCAACCAAUGUUACCACCGUUUAAUGACACUGAACUUGUAAUAAGCAACCACACUGGAAACAACAAUAGUUAUAAUGUAUGUAUCAUGGCAUAUGGACAAACUGGCAGUGGAAAAACACAUACUAUGUUGGGUCCACAUUAUAUCACAGGUAAUAUGGCAAGUUAUGUGCCUAAAGAACCAUGUGAAAGAGAUGGUACAGUACCUAGGGCAGCAAGGGAACUAUUCAAAUUAAUUCAAGAGAAGCCAGCUGGAUCUCAUACAGUAGAAGUAUCUGUCUGUGAAGUAUAUAACAAUGAUAUUUAUGAUUUAUUGAGACCUGGAUCUGUUAAACAUGAUGUGAUAACAACAAAUGAAGGCUCCAGAGAUGUCCCAUCAUUGACUCAAAAGUCAGUUCAUAGUGCAGAUGAAGUGGUAGCUUUAGUACAAUAUGGUAUGAUACAUAGAUGUACUGAUGCUACAUUGAUACAUGAACACUCCAGUAGAUCUCAUCUUGUAGUUACUUUAACAGUCACAUCUCCUAUUAUGGAAACACCAACAACACCAUCAACAUCAAGAACUGGGUCACCUACUGAUGUGUUUGCUGUACCUCAAGCUCCAAGCCAAGGAACUAGAGAGAACAGACGUCUUUUACCAAAUCCAUUAGGAUCCUGUAGUGGAAGUAUGAAAGCUAUGCGUUCUAGAUCGCCAUCACCAUCCAGAAAUAUAGAGUAUAUGGCUAAUAAUAUGCCUGUGGUGAAAACUAAACUGCAGCUAGUAGAUUUAGCUGGAUCUGAGUGUGUUGGUAUGUCUGGUGUGACUGGUGCUGCAUUACGUGAGACACAAUUUAUCAAUAAAAGUCUGUGUGCUUUGGCUGAUGUCCUAGGUGCAUUAGCUGAACAUAGAUCACAUGUACCAUAUAGAAAUAGUAGAUUAACUCAUCUACUCCAGGACUCUAUUGGUGGUGAUUCUAAGUUAUUAGUGAUGUUAUGUGUGUCACCAGCACAACGCUAUAUCACAGAAUCCAUGCAGUCCUUGGGAUUUGGUAGCAGAGCUAGACAAGUAGCUCGUGGUCCUAUCAAGAAACGACCAGCCAUGUUAGCAGGUAUUGUUCCAGUAGAACAUAGCAGUGGAUCAACCAGCCCUACAUUUGAGUUGAGGAAACCACCUCCAUCACCAUCCCCUUCCUGGCUAUGUAAAUCAAGUAGUGGUGGCAUGUCUGGAGAGAGUGGACUAGUCAGUAAUACACCUGAUAGACGACGUGCAUUUCAUCAGCGUCAUAACAACCACCAAAGGGAUAGAGGGUUAAGUGCUAGUAUCAGUGACAGCACACCACCGCCAUCACCAAGACAAUCUCCAAAGAUACAAACUGAUACCGGUCCAUUGUCCCCUGGUAAAGGGAAAGGAGGUUCAUCAAGACCAUCUAUGAUUCCAGCUUAUGUUUCCUUGGAUUCAGUAUUGUCAUCAUCAGCAAAUAAAAACAGAGCGUCACCGAGUAUGGAACAGUUGUAUCAAAGUGGUAGAAAUUCUCCCAGAACAAGAAUGCCCUCACAUGGUGCAGACAGAAGAUAAAUGUACAUAUUCUUGCCAUCAAUGUUUUGAACAAAGAUAACUAGCUCCAUCCAUAAUAUAAUUACUUUUACCACAAUUAAGUUUAACUUUUUAUAAAAUCAUCAAUAUCCAGAGAGUUCUAGGUUACUGCCCUCUACUCAUGGCAAAAUAUUUUGUGGUCUUAUUUUUAAUAAAACUAACACAUUUUUAUUCUUUUUAAAUAAAUGUUCCAAGUUUUGUUUGUGAUUUAUGUAAAUUGUCUUAUAUGAAAGUGAUAACAAUUUCUUUGCAUUAACAAAACUGAAAAAUGACGACUCAAUCAGAUUAUCUUUAUCAGUGUAUACA